This is a messenger RNA of Castor canadensis (American beaver), 4426 nucleotides long. Lineage: Eukaryota; Metazoa; Chordata; Mammalia; Rodentia; Castoridae. The record is from RefSeq and is a predicted model, not a curated record.
CCAGGCAGGACUUGCUCAGCCUCCCUGCCCCUUCCUACCCACAGCUGCACAGUAAACAGAGGAGGAUGGGUGCUGGGAACCCGAGCUGUUCUCUGUCCCCCCAGACUUCCCCAUCUCUCCCCAGGCCUGACCUUCCUAGGAGAUACUCCAUCUUCUCGGGGGACAACUGGUCCUACAGGUGACACAUCUGUGUCCCCUCACACAGCUAUCUCAGAUUAAGUCAUCCUGAGUCUGUUUGUGGGGUGGUGUGUACCCCACUGUUCCUGUACCCCCAAACUUCUUGAGCAAGGGCUGCUGCUGGGCCACCUCUGUUCCCUGUAGGGUGAGCUCAGGGGCCCGAGAGCCAUUGGCCAUACUGGGAGGGAGUCGUGACCCGGAACCCACAAACGUCCCAUCCAGGCGCCCUUGGUGGGGUCAGGGCCUGUUUCCCUUCUGUAGUUGAGCACAGUGCAAGUCAGGUCUGGCAGAAGCAGGGAUGGGGGUUUGAAACAGGGUGAGUCAGAGCUUUCAAGGUGUGUAUGUUUGUGCAUUGACAAGCAUUUAUUAAGCACCUGCUGUGUACAGGUGUGCUUGGAGCACUGGAGAGAAAGGGAGGAUGACAUCAGGUACUGGCAGUUCUGCUCCCCCUUUGCUUUCAAGGACAGAUGGGGCCAUCAAGGAAGGGGUGGGGGUGUCAGCAGGGCAUAUCCCCAGAGUCCUCUGGGAGCCCCCCAGCUGUUGGUGGAGAUGCCCCUCCCUGUCCUGGUCUCACCCCCACCCCGGGGGCACCUUGAACAUAACAGGAAAUUUCAACAGGAAGCCAAGCCCCGACUCCACCCUGCCCGGGGCCUCAGUCUGCCCCCAGGGGAGGCCAUGAACGCCACGGGGUCCCCAUCUGUGGCCCCAGAGUCCUGCUACCAGCUGGCGGCCAGCGGGCACAGCCGGCUCAUCGUGCUGCACUACAACCACUCGGGCCGGCUGGCAGGGCGAGGGGGGCCGGAGGACGGCAGCCUGGGGGCCCAGCGCGGCCUGUCGGUGGCCGCCAGCUGUCUGGUGGUGCUGGAGAACGUGGUGGUGCUGGCGGCCAUCAGCACCCACAUGCGAUCGCGACGCUGGGUGUACUACUGCCUGGUCAACAUCACGCUGAGUGACCUGCUCACCGGCCUGGCCUACCUGGUCAACGUUCUGCUGUCGGGGGGCUGCACCUUCCACCUGGCGCCUGCGCAGUGGUUCCUGCGCGAGGGCCUCCUGUUCAUGGCCUUGGCCGCGUCCACCUUCAGCCAGCUCUUCACGGCGGGCGAGCGCUUCGCCACCAUGGUGCGUGUGGCCGAGAGCGGGAACACCAAGACCAGCCGCGUCUAUGGCUUCAUCGGCCUGUGCUGGCUGCUGGCCGGACUGCUGGGGCUGCUGCCCCUGCUCGGCUGGAACUGCACGUGUGACUUUGACCGCUGCUCCAGCCUGCUGCCCCUCUACUCCAAGGACUACAUCCUGUUCUGCGUGGUCCUCUUCGCGCUCAUCCUGGCCUCCAUCCUGGGCCUCUACGGGGCCAUCUUCAGGGUGGUUCGCGCCAAUGGACAGAAGGCCCCGCGCCCCCCGGCCCGCCGCAAAGCCCGGAGGCUCCUGAAGACCGUACUCAUGAUCCUGGUGGCCUUCGUCGUGUGCUGGGGACCGCUCUUUGGCCUGCUGCUGGCCGACAUCUUUGGUUCCAAUAUCUGGGCCCAGGAGUACCUGCGAGGCAUGGACUGGAUCCUGGCGCUGGCCGUGCUCAACUCGGCCAUCAACCCCCUCAUCUACUCCUUCCGCAGCCGGGAGGUGUGUCGCGCGGUGCUGGCCUUCCUCUGCUGCGGGUGUCUCAGGCUGGGCGUGCGAGGCCCCGGGGACUGCCUGGUCCGCGCCGCCGAGGCUCACUCCGGAGCGUCUACCACCGACAGCUCGCUGCGCCCCAGGGACAGCUUUCGGGGCUCCCGAUCACUCAGCUUCAGGAUGCGGGAGCCCCUGUCCAGCGUCUCCAGCGUGCGGAGCAUCUGAGCCCGCAGCGGGGACAGCCGGGGGCGCGCACACCCAAGCGGGCCCUGGGGGGGGGGGACGCGGGGAGGGGUGCGCGCACAGCGAGCAGAGAACGGGGCGCGCUCUCAAGGCCUCCGCGUCACCUCCCGGGCCUGCGGACGCUUCCAUGGGCACCUGGGAUAGGGGCGGCUGCCUAUCGGGGCAGUGAUCCUGGGAAGGUCCCGGCCCCUCUCUGGGCCUGCGUGGGGCGGGCUCACCCCAACGGGAGGUCCCGUUGGGGACCUGGCAACUUGACGUGGAAGUUCAAUGUCGGGGCCCGGGAGCUGCGAGAGCGGUGCGCAGGUGGCGCGCUCAGGCUAGACCCCGCGGUGCGCGUGCGCCCUGGGGGCGUGGCUUGCGAGGGGGCGUGUGCGCAGUUAGACCCCGCCCCCUCCUGCAGCCCCUCCCCCGCCAGGCCAGCUGCAGGCGCUUGUGUGCGGUGAGAUUGCGUCUGCAUGUUGCAACCAUGCCAGGCAGGGGACCCGGUGACACUUGCCACCUGCCUCUUCUCGCUCACUUCCCUUUGGGCCUUCUUGCGUCUUUUGAGGCUCCCAUCUGGGGGCCAGCAGGGAGGAAGAGACCUGACGCCCCUGGCCCCGGGCACGCGCUGCCUCGCCCUUUCUCAUCCAUACAAUGGGCUCAUUGCCAACCCAGGGUGGCACUGGGCUGUGGGUACUCAGCCGGCUCCGCGGGUCACUGCGCGAAUGAUGAACUCAAUGUUUCCUUGUAAAUGGCAUUUAACUUGAAUUAGUUUACAUUAAAUGGCACCACGGGCUGAUGACUACAGAAGGACAUUCCCUCUGUCGCUGGCAGAAGGAUGCUCUUUUCCAUCCUGCCAGCUCCCAGGGCCCUCGAGUCCCGGCAGGUCAGGGCCUAGGGCGGAAGGGUUGGGGUUCAGACAUUGUUGUGGUGACAGGGGAUGGUCUACCCCACUGCCCAAUUUUGUAGCCACUAACCACUUGUGGCUUCAUAAAUUUUAUUAAAGUCAAUGACAACUAAAAAUUCAUUUUCUUAUUGUAUUGCUUGACACUGUUUACAGAGUCCCAUAGACCGGGCAGGAGCAGGUGGUCGUACACGGGACCCUGCCUCUAGCUCAGCUGUGGAGGCGGAAGUCCUUGGUCCAGCUGGGCAGAGCUGCUUCCUCUGAGGCUGGAAGGGACAAUCCAUCCUGGCCCGUCUGCAGCACGUAGGAGCAUCGCCGGCAUCAUCACACCGCGAUCUCUUCUGCACCUGUGUUCAAAUCCCCCCACACCCAUUUCAUGCUACUCCUUUUCAUGGUACUGGGCCUACCCUUGCCAGGCAGGCACUCUAUGGCUUGAACCUCUCCCUCAGCUCUUUUUGCUUUAGUUAUUUUUCAGGUAGAGUCACAAGGCUUUGCCCAGGACUGGUCCUGGGCUGUGAUCCUCUAUCUCUGCCUCCUGCAUAGCUGGGAUCACAGGCAUCGGUCACCAUGCCCAGCUUAUUGGUUGAGAUAGGGGUCUCACUAACUGUUUGCCCAGGAUGGUCUGAAGCCAUGUUCCUUCCCAUCUCUGCAUCCUGAGUAGCUGGAAUUACAGGUGUGAGCCACCGUGCCUGGCCCCAAAUCUCCUAUUGUGUAAAAACCCCUGCCAUAGGGCUAGGGUUCACCCUGCUCCACUACAACUUCAUCCUAACUACUUCCAUCUGCAGUGACCCUAUCUUCCAAAUAACGUCCCAUUUUGAGGGACUCAGAAUGGGGGUCGCUACUCAAACAUAGGAAUUUUGGAGGGAACAUGAUUUAACCCAUACCGUCCUGUCCCACAGGCCACAUUUCAAGUACUCGGGAGAGUACAGCAUGAUAGGGGCAGGCUUAGCAUUUUCCUGAUUCCUAUCCGGUCUGUCUCUGGGCCUCUGGGAGUUGGCCCUGCUCCUCUUCUGCCCUGCAUGGUGUCCCACUCUCUUGCUUCCACUGAGCCAAACUAUUUCUUGUUCCCUCCCCUCUGGGGACCUAGCAGUUGUCUUUCUUAUCCUCACCAGAGUGGUCCCUCAUUGGCUCACCUUUCAAACUGUUGUCUUUCUUAUCCUCACCAGAGUGGUCCCUCAUUGGCUCACCUUUCAAACUCAAUUUUAGCAUCACUCCCUCCUGGAAGCCUCCCUUGAUUUCUUCUCCCUAGGUCUCCUUGGGGUUCCCACAGGUGCCUGUGUGUCCUCCAUCUUGAUUCUGUAUCACCUUGGUCACACAUCCAUUUCCUCCUCCAGACUUGGACCUUUGUCAGGAUCAAGGUUGUGUCCCUGGCACCUUGCACAGGGCUUGGCACACAGUGUGCACCUAAUUGUCAGAGCUCUGGCGACCUGGACCAGCAGUACAGCUUCUGUGGAGCCUAGUAAACCUCUUUCCCUCCUUUUCUUCCACCCCAGCUCUCCUCCCUGGCUGCGGAGCAAC